Messenger RNA from Trichechus manatus latirostris (Florida manatee), 680 nucleotides. RefSeq names its product placenta enriched 1 (gene PLAC1). The transcript has a single exon. The record is from RefSeq and is a predicted model, not a curated record. The coding region runs from base 1 to 639 and encodes 212 amino acids. NCBI's taxonomy places the organism in Eukaryota, Metazoa, Chordata, Mammalia, Sirenia, Trichechidae.
AUGAAAGUCUUCAAGUUGAUUGGAGGGAUGGUCCUCCUCACCUUUGUGUUUCCGUCCCGCUCUGGACAAAAUCCAGUGACUGUGCUGUGCUCCAUAGACUGGUUCAUGGUCACCGUGCACCCCUUCAUGUUAAACAACGAUGUGUAUGUGCACUUCAGUGAGUUACAUUUGGGCCAGGGUUGCCCCGCCAAUCACAUUCAGCCAUACGCCUACCAGUUCACCUACCGCGUUACUGAAUGUGGCAUCAGGGCCAAAGUUGUCUCUCAGGAUAUGGUUAUCUACAGCACCGAGAUACACUAUGCUUCGAAGGGCACGCCAUUGACGUACGUGAUCCCACUGUCGUGCACUGCUCCCCAGAAUUCGCCGUGGCUCACUACACCCUGCCCUGUGGGUUUAGCCAGCGGGAGUGGGGCCACAACCCAGGAUGAUGAGACAUCCUAUGAGGUGUUUGAAUUGUCACAGUCCAGCCAAAGGCCCAUCUGUGAUUGUCCACCUUGUGUCUUCAGUGAAGAAGAGGGGACCCAGAGUGCACGUCACCAGGCAGAGGCUCAGGCGGCCAGGCCUGAGCAGUCGCCUUACUUUGUUGAUCUGUCUGAGGAUUGGUGUCUUCGCUCAGAUAAUCUGAUUGACUCCAUGUAAUCCUCAAGUUUAGGGUCGCCUGAGGAUGAGGUUUCUAGAAU